CUGUAACACAACACUCACACAGUAGGCAAAACUUUGAAGUGGUUUCUGACACUAACAGACAGUUAAUUUUCAUAACAGUAACUUCCACAAAGUUUGCACUUGAACAGACACACACACACAUUUAUAUACAGCAUAUGCGCGCAUGCAUCAAGGCAGAAACACUGGGAAGCGUUCUUUUUUUCAGAGCUUUUUCCAUACUCAUCUAUGCAGUGCCACAUUUGAAGAAUUGCUUCCUGGAGAAUAAAGUGAUGUAGUGUAGAGGACGUCCACAUUGUUGAAUGCUCUGUUUCCACGCACGAGAGGACGCAGCAGCCAGCUCUUCUUAACCCAAAAGAGAGAAAGGAAUUAAAGACUUCCAUGGAAACCCAAAGCCCACAGACUACGACUGUAAGCUCCAUGAUGACCCCAGGAUCCUUGUUCACAACGUCAAAACCGCCGGAUGAUGUGAAUACAAAUACUGAGUACCACAUGGUCCUCAUGGCCAUCUACUCUGUGGUCCUUCUCUGCGGUACCAUCAGCCUGAGCCUGAUGAUAUACAUCAUGAAGUCCAGCACUACAUCCACCACCUCCAUCGCUGUACUCAACCUCAUCUUCUCCCACUUUGUCUUCCUUCUUACCGUGCCCUUCAGGAUUCAUUAUUAUGCCAAAGGUAAUUGGAUCUUCGGCGCCGAGUGGUGUAAAGUGGCCAGCGGCAUGAUCCAUAUCCACAUGUACAUGUCUUUUGUCUUCUAUGUGAUCAUCCUCAUCACACGCCUGAUGAUGUUCUACUGCAAAGGUGAGCAGGUGGCCUCCUUCCAGAGGAUUCAUGCACUCAUUGUCAGUGCUGGGGUGUGGAUAGUGGUGCUUGUCACGGUCCCUUGCAUUAUCCAUUAUUCCUAUGGCAAAAAUGCUACAAAAAAUACUACAAAGAGUGAAAACUACACAAACAGUGGCACCUGUUUCCAGUUUGGUGAAAACAUAGAGUCCGCUGCCAAGGUGUUCAACUACAUCAUAAGCAUGGUGAUCAUAGUGGUGGCCACAGUGCUGACGGCCCUCCAGGCCAAUGCCCUGAGGGUUUUAUACAGAAAGCAUAGACAAAGAUGCACCUCACAGCAAGAUUUUUGGGCUCAACUGAAGAGUCUAUUCUUCGCACUCAUCAUGAUGGUCUGCUUUGUUCCCUACCACCUGUUCCGGAUGAAAUAUUUAGAAAACAUCAGUCUGCAAAAUGUCAAUGAGGUGUUUCUGAGUCUGACCACUUUUAACUGUUUAGACAUGCUCACCUUCUUGGGGAGAAGAACUUGCUAUGCCUGCUUCCCAGGAAAGGAUAUUUGAGACUUGAGAAUUUUACUUUACACUUUUUUAAGAAGAAGAUUGCUUAUUAUAUGCAUGGCCAUGGACAAAAAAACUACGCAAAACACAUAAGAACACUGAAACAGGUUGCACUGAAUUAAGAAUUUUUUUUUUUAAUUUUUUAAAAAAAAAAUUGUAAAAAUAUUAAGAGGUCACACGUGGCAAAAAGGGAAAAGAAAUUCGAAAGACUGAAUAGUGUUGUUAUUUCAUCUUUGUUUGAUGCAUGUAAAAAGAAGGUCACAAUCAGUUAUCUAUCCACACAAAAGCUAUGUCCAAAUGUCCUUUCUGUCGAAUAGUAGUGUUGAAUCAGCUGUGUAAAUCUAACUGUUUGCUUAAACAGCCAUGCCAAAUCUUUUCACUCACCACAGAAAAUCAUCUGUCUUUUUCUGUUGUUGGAUGGUGGUGCAAGAGAAAUUGAAAGUUCACCCUCCACUAACUUUUUUUUAACUGAAUGGUGGUGAUAGUGGUGUUUGGGGUUUGACCCUAUAAGAACAAAACCAAAUAGACCCACUGUUGUGUAA
Molecule: messenger RNA, 1850 nt
Organism: Scatophagus argus
Lineage: Eukaryota; Metazoa; Chordata; Actinopteri; Scatophagidae
Gene: gpr141
Product: probable G-protein coupled receptor 141
Exons: 2
Coding region: 358-1311 (317 amino acids)
Biological process (GO): G protein-coupled receptor signaling pathway
Cellular component (GO): membrane
Molecular function (GO): G protein-coupled receptor activity; oxysterol binding
Source: RefSeq, a predicted model, not a curated record